This is a messenger RNA of Exophiala xenobiotica, 2118 nucleotides long. RefSeq lists its product as uncharacterized. The record is from RefSeq and is a predicted model, not a curated record. The transcript has 3 exons. Lineage: Eukaryota; Fungi; Ascomycota; Eurotiomycetes; Chaetothyriales; Herpotrichiellaceae. The coding region runs from base 1 to 2118 and encodes 705 amino acids.
AUGGCUUCCACGGAGAAAGCCAAGGAACAAACGACAUUACCUCCCGAUGCCUUCGAAUAUCUCAAUUCCAUCGAACUUCUCCAGCCCGAACUUCUCCGUCUCGAUUACUUUCGUGAUAAACCCGAUAUACCUCCUCCCAGCCACCGGGUGAUGGCGUUCCUGGCGAAACGUGAGCGCAAAAAGAUACUGAGCAAGAUAAAUGAUGCGUACGCAAGGGUUCCAAGCUACGGCUUGGGUUGUUUGAAAGAACGUCUUCAAUGGCUUCACCGGUUCGACUUCACUCAUGACGACGAAACGCUUUUUGAACACUUUCUCUCCGAGAUUUUGUACAGAGGUUCGCACAGUCGUGAUUUUGAUACACCUAUCCUUCACACUCAAACUCACAAACUUUUCCUUGUACUCAAUUUACAGCCAAUGAAUGCUGCCUGGGAUAAAAAACGUGGCAUUAUAGAUGUCAAGAAUGAGAAGUUAAUGGAGUAUACUCAUGAGUUUACCCCAGCUCUUCAAGUAGAGCGCGACUCUGAUACCGAAGAACGUACUCUCCCUCUGCGGUUCGGCCUCGCUGUGGGAAAAUUGGUAUGCUUUGCAAAAAAGGGAAAGUACGAACAGGGCCACCAUUUUAUCAAGGGUUAUACUCCAUUUCAUCUUGUCUUUCAUCCAAUUGACAAGAGCUUUUGGAUGGUGGUGGAUCGCUACAAGGACAGGGACGGCGAGGAAGAUUUUUUCGACGACGGCUACGACGAGCUUGAAUAUCAGACCAACAAAGCACUAACCCGAUCGCUCCGCGAGCGAUUUGGGAGGCAGUGGGACGAUAGACCGAUGGAGGUCGAGGCAUUCCGCCUGGGGCCAAUAGAUGAUUGGUUCCCCCAAGUGCUCGGUCUAAGUGAGAGAGAAGAGCAGGCGCGUCAGCUCGAUGGCGGCGUAGGCUUCGAUGGCAACGAGUCUGAAGAACCAGUUCCUCGAUCCACCAAAAGAGAUUGGCCGCCGACUAUUGACUUCUCCAGCGUUCCAAAGGUAUCGCUGUUUCCAGACACGGGUCCCCCACAAGUUCAGUUCGCAACGCACGCUCGCUUCCAGAGCUAUCUUGCAGAAAACGGGGUGGUGAAAGGACGCUCAUGGCUCAAAAUGGACCCCCUCUCCUACGACAACAACAUCAAAAUCCUUACCGCGGGCGUAAAGAAUAUGUACAGCAUUGCCCAAUGUGCGGAGGAUCUGAUUUCCGAAAAUGAUGGCACCAAAGCAUACUUGACAUACCAGCGACUUGUCAAAGUCCUCGAUUUCGUUUGGAAGGGAGCACAGUCACUCCAAAAUAUUGUCUUGAAGUCGGAUCCUUCAAGAGAACCGCCACAAGACCUGUCAGACACCUUCGAAGUCUUUAGGGAAGUUUUGGACACCCUCAAGUGCAAACCCCCUCGAGAAGAGAAGGUUAAGGACACAAACAAAAUACCCAACUCGUCGGCAAUCGAGCUUCUUCUUGAACUGUUCUACAAAACUACCCCCGAGGUGCCUGAAAAUAUCUAUGAAUUUUUGCUGGCCUUCGAAGCCAAAUUCGGCAAAAACUUCACAGAAACAAACCAUUGCGGGUUGCCCAGUGUAGUUUUCAUAUGCUUUGUGCCCGGUGGCAUGAUUACCACAGCUUCCGCAGCCAAAUGGGAGGUAUCCUUCGAAGAGAAGGGCAAGAAACAGUAUAUGCGGUAUGAGGGAGGAGUGAAUUCCAAGCUGCGAGUGAUGCACAGAAACCGUUUCCGAUUGGCCUCGACAGAGACGGCAAAAGAGAAGUUUGCAAAAGUGAAGGCAGCGUACGGCAAAUGGCAGCAGGGUGGCCCCACUAUGAGCCGCGAGCUGAAAGACGAACGGUUCAAAGCCUUCAAGCACCUGAGAAGACAAGGAGGCGCAUUUCAGGUCCUGGCUGGAGCAGGCAGCAUCCUCAAAAUCUACCAACCGUGCAUCAAAUGCCGCCACCUGUACCGGUUUGACUACAUUGGUCAGAAAGCCACCGACAACCGAGAAAAGGACGAGACACUAUGGGCCUAUGGCCACUGCGCCGAAGAUCUAUGCCAUAAUUUGUGGGCAAACAACAAAGCAUCAGACCGGAAGCCGAAUGCAUCUCUGUGCUGA